CUGUGCGCAUUACCAACGUGUGUGAGUGUGCCUGUGCGCCAGACUGCUUGUCUGAAUGUGUCAUGCUUUUUACUGCACUUUGUUGGUGAUUAACUGUUCACCUUUUACGGUUGGGAAAGUGUUGUUGUCAUUCAGCGGGAAAGGAAGGAGGAGGGGAGAGAGAGGGAGGGAGGUGCAGGAGGAAAAGGAGUGGCUUUCUGUAGAUAGCUGUCCUUUCUGCCAGAGCUCGCCCUCUCAGUGGCGGUUUAGGAGUAACAAUAGAGGAGCAGACCGGGAGUGCCGAGACAGAGAGGGAAAGACAGAAUACAGAGCUGACGCCCACAUUUUUCACUCAGCAUCAUGGCGUCGGCUGCUCCGCAGAAGAGGAUGGUUUCCUCGGUCUUCAUCACGCUGACGUCCCCUUACAGAGCCACCGUCACUCAGCACCAACACACGCGCACACACAGUGCCACCGCCAAUGACAUGCCACAUGCAGCCAUGCGGGUUAGCCCAGAGGACAGCAGCACCCGUAAGCCCAGUGUCAGUGACACGCAGCAUGGUUCCAUACAUAGGCAAGAGAGGACUCCAUCUGAGUCCCAGGGCAGUGCACAGAAUGGGGACCAGAGCUCCACACCUUCCCUGGCCAGACCCUCAAGACCCAGACCUCCACCCAGCCCAGUGACCCCUAACCUCACCCUGGGUCCGGAAGACACGCAGCAGACAGAUACCGCAGCAUACAAGGGUCCUGAGGAGCUCCCUCCUCCACCUCCCCUUCCUCCUGUGUCUGUGGAUGCUGAACUGACGGAGGAUCUUGCACCUCUCCUGCCUCCUCCACCCGUACAGGAGACGCCAACUGCUCCCAUCCUCCGACCUGUGUAUCCAGACAGACCAACAGUGUCUGAACAACCGAACUUUGCAGUGAAUAGACCGCCAGAGCAAAGAACACCAUCUAGUGGGGGGGAACAGAAGGAACCGUCCCAGGAGCAGCUACAGAUGGUGGAGAGCAAGGAGGUGUGUGGCUUCUGCCGUAAGCCUGUGGCUCUGAGUGAAACUGCCAUAGAGGCUCUGAACAGGACAUACCACGCCAGUUGCUUCCAGUGCAGACAGUGCCAUAUCCCUCUGGCUGGUAAACUGUACUACAAUAAGGCAGGAAUACCACUCUGUGAGGACUGUUACCAGGCCAGUUUGGAACUUUGCUGGGCAUGUGGGGAAGUUAUCAAAGACCAUGUUAUCCGUGCACUGGAAAGAGCUUACCACCCACCUUGCUUUAUCUGUGCGACGUGCAGCCAACCAAUUGGAGAGCAGAGAUUCGCUCAGGGAGAGGUUGGGGAAGUGUAUUGCCUCCAGGAUUACUACAGGAAAUACGCUCCCCAGUGUAGUGCCUGCCAGCAGCUGAUCAUUCCAAGAGAGGAUGGCACGGACAGCUUCACCGUGGAGUGCCUGGGACGCUCCUUCCACGAGGACUGCUAUCGCUGUGAGGUCUGCAGUACCCAGCUCUCCCCAGAGCCAAACGACCAUGGCUGCCAUCCACUGGAUGAGAGGGUGCUGUGUAAGUCUUGUCACCUGACCAUGGUUCAGUCUGCCCAGCUCUAAUACUGAACUCAGAACCAGGGCCCAUAUUCAGGGUUUGGGAGUAACUGAUUACAUGUAUCUGAUUACAAAAAAAACUUUACCUUUAACCAGGUACGUUACCAGCAAUGUAAUCCCAUUACAUGUAAUGUAAUCCUAUUACAGAUACAUUUGAAAAUGUACCCUCUUGGAUUAAUUUUAAAUUUAGGAAGAAUGUUUGCGAAGUGAUGACACCUUUUUGUUUUCUCAAUGACAUUUAAUUCAGCGUUGGAAAAAUGUGUUCGUUUAAGUGUGCUCCACCUGAGCGGGUCUGAACACAAGUCCGAGACCACUAUGAUGACACAUCAAAUGUUUGAUGGAUCCUUUUUGUCUUCUUUAAUGCCUCGUAGGGGGAAAGUAAUCAAAAAGUAAUAUGAUUACAUUACUGAGUUUGGGUAAUCCAAAAGUUAUGUUACUGAUUGCAAUUUUGGACAGGUAACUAACUAGUUACUGUAACCAAACUAAUUACAUUUAGAAAUUACCAAACUCUGCCCGUAUUCAUAAAGCGUCUCAGAAAAGCAGCCACGGUCUAGAAUCAGUUUUGCCUUUUAGAUCGUAAUGAAUAAGAUUGAAUGGAAAGGGCAGACCUGAUCCUAGAUCAGCAUUCCUACUCUGAGAUCCUUUAUGAAUACGGGCACAGGAACCAGGGUGGGACGCUCCAACUGUGCAAUGUGGCAUAUGGAGAGACAGGCUGAAAGUCAACGGAGUAGGUCCUGAUUGGAUUGUAAAGGAGAAAUAUCGAUGAAACUGGGAAAGAAGACGAGCCUUCCUAGUUCUGCAUCAUGGGAAUAAGUCGUUGGACUUCGAAUGUAACAAACUUUCUUCAUCACACAGCAUUUAGAAAUGAUUUGCAAUUAUUGUUUACGUAGCAAGACAUGUUUAUCAAUUGCCUCCUAUACUUCUUUCAUAAUUGAUACUUUUGCACUCUUUUUUUUUUUUUUUACCCACACUAGUAAAUGCACCAAAGAUAUUUAUUCAACAUACAUUUUCAAGUAUUUUGUCGUAUGCAUUCUUUGAAUAUUAUGUAGUGCUCAGUGCUGUAUGUUCAUUCUCAAUAUAUCCUUUCAUAUGAGAAAAUAAACUAAUAUAUUAUA
This is a messenger RNA of Oncorhynchus masou masou (cherry salmon), 2681 nucleotides long. RefSeq names its product filamin binding LIM protein 1 (gene fblim1). Gene Ontology annotation, cellular component: stress fiber; focal adhesion. Bases 340 to 1572 code for a protein of 410 amino acids. The transcript is spliced from 8 exons. Lineage: Eukaryota; Metazoa; Chordata; Actinopteri; Salmoniformes; Salmonidae. Gene Ontology annotation, biological process: cell-cell adhesion. The record is from RefSeq and is a predicted model, not a curated record. Gene Ontology annotation, molecular function: filamin binding.